Messenger RNA from Zophobas morio, 5459 nucleotides. It is a transcript of the gene heph, whose product is annotated as polypyrimidine tract-binding protein 2. Gene Ontology annotation, biological process: regulation of RNA splicing; mRNA processing. Gene Ontology annotation, cellular component: nucleus. The record is from RefSeq and is a predicted model, not a curated record. The coding region runs from base 1841 to 3664 and encodes 607 amino acids. The transcript has 10 exons. NCBI's taxonomy places the organism in Eukaryota, Metazoa, Arthropoda, Insecta, Coleoptera, Tenebrionidae. Gene Ontology annotation, molecular function: mRNA binding.
CGUCCGUGGUGCGGCACAGUCCGGGCGAGAAAGCCAGCGAGUGCGGCGGUCCACACCUCUAACACUUCCUACGAACUACUCACUCUGUCACCGGUCCUUCACUUGACACAUCCUCACAUACAACAACACACACACGUCCUUCCGGGGAACUCAGCCCCGAGUGUCGCCAAGAAUCCGCGUACAAAACUGUCUAGGAAAAGGGAAUUAAAAGCCGACGAGAUCGCGUCUUUCUGCUAACGCCAAUCUAUUACGUUCUCACAUUAAUGUCUUUUGGUCUCUUUUGCAUACUCUCCGAGUGCUCUAUUUAGUGUUCUUUCUCAGUCGACGGAACUCGCCGACCACCAAAGGUAAAACAAGCAAUUUUUAUCAAUCACUCGCAGACCGCCACGUUAUUGUUUCCGAAACGCACUCAAUCAAACCGAGAAGAUUCAAAAUCCGCGUUUGACGUUCCUUUUAGUACAAAAAGAGAAAGAUUAUAUUUUUACGAGGGUAUUGUAUUAUAAGUAACCGACGAGUUAUAUAGUGUUGUCAGUUUCGAGUUUUUCGUUUUUUGUUUUUGGCGUUUUUAAGGCAAAGACGACGCGUCUUGUCCAAGAAUUAACGACAAUCAUUGAUCACUAAUUGUAAGUAAAGUAAGUUUGUUGUACGUGUGAUAGAGUCUUAGAUUAUCUAAAUUGGAGAGUUUUGCCGGACGACCGGCGUUAUUACUCCAAGAGUUUCUUGACCUGAGAGAUAGCUACUCGCCGUGUUGUCUUUUGACGGCCAGCGCGUUGCCAACCGUACACAUUGUUGUAUUACAUACACCGUCCUCAAGACCGACUCUCCGAGACGAGCUUUAUCGUAAUUUAUUACAAGUAUUUAAAUAAAUAAAUAAUAGUUAGGUAAUUCGAAGGGCCCAGUGCAAUAUUUUUUCAAGGACGCCGCCGCGUUCUCAACUCGCAACAAAGUCAAUAUUGUUCUUCACACACUACUGCAUGUUGUAUUGUAAAAUUUUAAUCAAUCGUCACUAUUCGAUGUUCGUGGUGUUUGUGUCUUAGACAAUCAUUUUUCUGUGUAUAUACCAUACAUACAAGAGCAAAUUUAAAAUACCUGUAUACCGAUAGAGGUUUUUCGCACUCGACGCAUCACACUCACCUUCCUACGCGUUUCAAUUAUUCGAACAUAUCCUCACUGUUCGGUGCAGACAAUCGGUUGUUGUUAUUGUUGUUGUUUUUGCUCUAUCGUGUGCCGACUCAAAUUCGGCGUUAAGGUUGUGUGCGACACGUUCAGUAUUAUCUUCAAAUAGCAAUCCAUAUCAAUCAUCACUACUCGUUAACAAUAUUCGUGUAAAAUACAUAUCUAUAGGUUAAUUAUAUAUUUAAACAAAAAGUAAAUAGUAUAUUUUAUCUAAAGCAAAGUUUAUAUAUCGCUCAGUUAUUGAUUGUAAUCAAACUAUUUAUAGUUGAGAUAUUUAUAUACAUUUAGCAAAAUUAGUCGGCUAGUACUAAGUGAACCCAUACGGAGACAAUCGUGCAAUAUUAGCAAAGGAUACCAAAUAUCAAUUAAAAUCGACAAUCGGACUUAAUUAAGGUUAGGAAAAUUUAAAAAAAAAAAAAAGUAAAGACAAUCCGUUUUCGCGCGUAAAUCGUGACCGUGAUAAGAAAAGAAGUAGUGUAGGUAAAUUGCAGCGACAAAUACCACAACCACCACCACCACGACGUACUUCCUGAACGCCCCCGGCCAAAUCCCUUACGUAGUGCCCUUCUGUCCCGUCGUGCCCUGUCCUGAAAUCACAGCACCGCCGACUGCGUACGCCCCAUCCCCGGCGCCCUGUCCCUGUGGCCAAUGUGCCCCACCGCACAUGUACAGUAACCAACUGGCCGCCCCGAGUACACUCAUCGUCAAUCGGUACACCGAAAUCAACUACUUCGACAACCAACAGGCUGCCAAUUGCGAAAAGUACAUCUACGAUAUGAGAGGAAGCGAGGAGCUUUUGUCACAGUCCAGCGUGAAUGUGAUGGCACCGUCGGCUCCGCAUGCGGAUAACAAUAAUCAAGAGAAUGCAAAAAAGGUGAAGCUGGAACAGAAUGUCGGCAAACCCUCACGCGUCAUACACAUCCGAAACAUUCCAAACGACGUGUCCGAAGCUGAAAUCGUCCAUCUCGGCAUACCUUUCGGAAGAGUCACCAACGUACUAGUGCUCAAAGGAAAGAAUCAGGCCUUCUUGGAGAUGAGCGAGGAAUCUUCGGCCACCACCAUGGUCAAUUACUUCUCGAGCUCCAUGGCGCAGCUCAGAGGCAGGGCGGUCUACGUACAAUACUCGAAUCACAAGGAACUCAAGACGGACCAAACCCACUCCAACGCGUUUUUGUUACAGAACGCGUCGGCACAAGCCGCCCUGCAGGCCGCCCAAGCGUUGACGGGUUCCCAGAAUUCGGUAACACCCUCAUCCACUCCUGCCACACCUGUCACAAACGGUCAGGACAUCCAGGGUGGUCCCAACACGGUGCUGCGGGUCAUCAUCGAACACAUGAUAUAUCCCAUAAGUUUAGAUAUUCUGCAUUUGAUAUUCCAACGUUUCGGCAAAGUCCUCAAGAUCGUCACCUUCACGAAAAACAACUCAUUCCAAGCCCUGAUCCAGUACCCAGACACGGCCUCGGCCCAAUCGGCCAAACAGGCCCUCGACGGCCAAAACAUUUACAAUAGUUGUUGCACGUUGCGCAUCGACUACUCGAAAAUGUCAUCGCUCAACGUCAAGUACAACAACGACAAAUCUCGUGAUUACACCAACCCCAAUUUGCCGACCGGAGACACCAACGACCAGCUGGCGCUCGGUGGCGGCUUGGCGGGCGGCCUAGGCGCCGAUAUCCUACUGUUGGCGGCGCAACCGCGCUUAGCCAGAGAGCGCAUGGCCGACUCGAUCCUAGCCGGAACGCCUGGAGUGCUCAGCGGUCCCUUCAUGCACGGCCUGGCGUCCACGCUGGCGACGCCGUACGGAGGCGGCGUCACCGGGGGCCUACCGGGACUCGGAGGGUUCGCCCUGGGACAGACGGCGCCCGGAUUGAGGGGAAUCGCGGCGCCGGGCUUGGCCUUGGCCACGGUCUUACUCGUUAGUAACCUGAACGAAGAGACGGUCACGCCUGAUGCUCUCUUUACACUAUUUGGUGUCUACGGCGACGUGCAGCGGGUGAAAAUAUUGUACAACAAAAAGGACUCGGCGCUAGUUCAGUUGGCGGAGCCCCACCAAGCCCACUUGGCCAUAACCCACAUGGACAAACUGAAGGUGUUCGGUAAGACAAUCCGAGUGAUGUUGAGCAAACACCAGUCGGUCCAGAUGCCGAAAGAGGGCCAGCCGGACGCCGGUCUAACGAAAGACUACAGCCAGAGUCCACUUCACAGGUUCAAGAAGCCGGGCUCGAAGAACUAUCAAAACAUCUACCCGCCCUCGUCGACGCUCCAUCUGAGCAACAUACCGGCGACCAUCAACGAGGACGAUAUCAAAGAGGCUUUCACCAAGAACGGGUUUACCGUAAAGGCCUUCAAAUUCUUCCCCAAAGACAAGAAGAUGGCACUAAUUCAGCUGCCUAGCAUGGAGGAGGCCGUGGAGGCCCUAAUCAGAAUGCACAACUACCAACUGUCAGAGUCGAAUCACUUAAGAGUCUCCUUCUCAAAGUCCAGUAUAUAAUGCGACCUGUAAAUCCGAUUGCACAGUAUUCAUUCCAUUUAUCAUGCCGUAGAGUCGGCGUGUAGCUAAUAUAUUGCAGCGCUUAUUUAUUAAUAGACUGUUCUGGCAGGUUAAGCUUUGAUUAUAUCGACAAAUCAGUAUGAUCUUAGUAUUUUUUUAAAGAAGUUAGUGUUAAGUUGUACUUUUAAGUAUUGUUGAAUGAAAAGUAUUUUUGAUUUUAUAACAUAACGAUAUUACUAGGUUUUGUUGCGUUGCGUUCAGUAUUGAAUGGCUUUAAAAUUGAGAGAACCUAAUGAAAAGUAUAGGUGAUUAUGUGGAUCAAGUCGCCGCGAUGUUAUUUUUUGUAAGUUUAUAGGAAGUGUUAGUGUAAGGGCUGGUUCAUGGAGACCCGGUCACGUGAACCGGCCUGCUAGUAUUAAUUGGCUAGUAUUGUUAGGACGUCGCGGACAAAUUAGCGUAUCGUAGUUUUUAGUCAGUGAUUAGUUUAGGGUAAACCACAGGGUGUAGAUGUACCCUAGAGAUAUGGAUGUGUUUCUCUUGUAGUGCCGAGAAAACGAUUCAUAUUUUCUCCCGCCAGAUCUAGCAAUCGUGUCCUCUUAUUAUACUUACAAUGAAUCUCUUUAUUUUUCUAAGACACGCUCGUUAGAUCUCGAAAUUAUUAAUUAUUAUAACGGUAUAUAUUUCUCUCUAUUCUAUAUACUAUACACUUGACAAUCAUAAAAAUCAUACUAUGUAACAAAAGACGCGUGAUCUAAAUUUCAGUGUUUGUCUCUUUCAUUCAAUCAAAAUUCGCAUUGACGAGGGACAUACCGCAUGCAUGUUGUAAUUUGCCAAAUUCAAAGUCAAUAUCUACAAUACUUGUGACUACUGAACUAAAUGUUUAAAAAAAGUUAUAUUUUUUCAUAUGUUAAGUGCGCACAAUACGUCUUUCAUGAGCUACCCUCUGUUAAUAAAUUGAUCACGUUGCUUUAAGUCUGCCAUUUUUAAGCAAAUUAAAGCUUCUUCUCAGGUUUUGUUUUUUCGUUUUCUUUUUUCCGACGUUUCGUUUUAUCAUUAUUAGUAUAUAACUUAUGCAUUUACUGUUUUAUUUUCUGUUUGAUAAUUAAACAUUUUCUUUAUAUUAUCAUUUCGUUUUUUUCCCAACGUUUCUUCCAAAAAAAAAGUUAGCCCGAUCGGUCUACACAAACAAAUCGGGCUUUCGAGGCUUCUGCAAACAAUGACACGUACAAAUCCGGCUGUGUUGCGAUUGUUUGCGGAGGAAUCUCUGUUUUGUGAUUGAUAUUUAUGAGCGUGAACUGGCACACGCCAUAAUAAGGAACAAACAUGGCAUCGUGCCUGACCGUGGGAUCAACUAAAACAAAUCAUUGAAUAAAUAUCUAUUUAACAUUACAUUCAAGCAUAAUAUCGACAUAGCUGCGUAUCUAUCUAUCCACAUAUACUCUACUAUUUACAUACUUAGAUUACUUUUAGAAUAAAGUAGUGAAAUUUAGCUUAAACUAUGGGCACAAUUUGGAUUUUUAUCAAUCGUACAGGUUUAUAUCUUUUGCACGUUUCAUUCGAUAUGGCAUCCGGGACACCACUCGGAAACAGUCGGCUUCGAUUCCACCACUCGGGUGCCAAUACAGUAUUAAAGAUGAUGGCCAGUUCGACUUGGUUACGUUGUUUACGUUUUCAAAUUGUUUUUGUUAGAUACUAAAUCUGUAUCCUGUAUUCGAAUUCUGUCUAUAUCAAACAUAUAUUAUUCUGAAAGUUUUAGAUUUAUUCUUUGUCAUUUUACAAUAAAAAUGUUUAGAUA